AUGAUCACCACCACCACCGCCCUGCACCGGUGGCUCAUGGCCUUCGUCCUAGCCUGGACACUCGUCGUUCUCUCCGCAGCAGCAGCAGAACCACCGCCGCAGCCAGGUUGCGCCGACGAGCUCGUGAGGUUCUCGCCGUGCCUGCCGUACGUGUCGUCUCCGCCCAACAACCGCUCCGACUCGGCCCCACCCAAGUGCUGCGACGCAUUGUCGUCGUCGUUUGAGUCCGGCGGGGCCUUGUGCCUCUGCUACUUGAUCCAGGACCCUCCGAUGCUUGGGUUUCCGGUGAACGAGACUCGCGUUCUGUCUCUGUCUUCCACUUGCCCUCUCAGCAACAACGGCACAAGCACAAAGAGCACUGAUAAUUCUUUGGAGUCGCUCUGCUCAGGGUCGCCUGAACUCCCUCCUCUCCGCAGCUCAACAAUUUCAGGGAUUUCAAGUCCUUCUCCUUCUCCUUCUCCUUCUGGAGCUGACAAUGCUUCAUCUCCUUUGAUGAGCCUACCAUCAGAAUCAACAAACAGUUCAAGCUUGCUGCCGGGAAAGAGAUCGCCGACAACUCCACCAAGCUCAGCAGUAGAACCAGCUGGGGUGUCAACAGCAAUGAAGCAAAUUUGCAGAAGCAAUACAUGGUUUCUACCUGCCGUACUGAUUUUUCUUGUUCCCAUCUCCACUCACCUGUAG
This is a messenger RNA of Prunus armeniaca (apricot), 681 nucleotides long. Lineage: Eukaryota; Viridiplantae; Streptophyta; Magnoliopsida; Rosales; Rosaceae. The record is from the annotation of a GenBank genome assembly.